This is a messenger RNA of Drosophila bipectinata, 2168 nucleotides long. RefSeq names its product vacuolar protein sorting 52 (gene Vps52). Lineage: Eukaryota; Metazoa; Arthropoda; Insecta; Diptera; Drosophilidae. Gene Ontology annotation, cellular component: GARP complex. Gene Ontology annotation, molecular function: syntaxin binding. Gene Ontology annotation, biological process: Golgi to vacuole transport; retrograde transport, endosome to Golgi; endocytic recycling. The record is from RefSeq and is a predicted model, not a curated record.
GUGAACAGCUGCUGUCCCCAAUCCUACCAGUUAAUUUUGGAAAAUUAGGAAAAUUGCAAGAAAAAUUAAAAUAUCAAAAGUCUGGGAUGGCUUCUCACUCUGAGGUGUCGUCUCCGCAGAUGACCGAACAACUUGACAACGAGGAGGUAAGGGAGAUCCUAAAAAACACGACGGAUUUGCGACAGUACUCGAGACAGAUUGAAAAAGAGUUCAAGGAGGUGGAAAACAAAUCUAUUGAGGACUAUAUCGCCGAGUCCCAGAACAUAGCGAAUCUCCACAAUCAAAUAAACGAUUGUGACGAUGUCUUGGAGCGAAUGGAGAACAUGCUUAUGAGCUUUCAGAGCGUUUUAAAUAACAUUAGUACGGAAAUCACCCAGCUGCAGAGAAAGUCCGUAUCCAUGUCUCUUCAACUAACUAACAGGCAAUCGGUCAAGGCUCAGUUGUCGCAAUUUAUCGAAGACAUGGCUGUGUCCGAGGAAAUGAUCAACAUAAUCAUGGAAACACCAGUCACGGAACGUGAUUUUAGCACCCAGCUAAAUGUUUUAAACCACAAACUGUCUCUCGUUAAAGAGCUAAGCUUCAAGGAGUCCAAGUCCACCAGCGAUGUGAGCGACGUACUCCAAAAGCUGAGACUAAAGGCCAUGACUAAGAUUCGUUCGUACCUAUUGGAACAGAUCUACAAGUUUCGGAAACCCAUGACGAACUACCAAAUACCCCAAAAUGCCAUGCUAAAGCAUAAGUUUUUCUUCGAGUUCAUACUGUCCAAUGAGCGCCACGUGGCCCAGGAGAUAUGCAGCGAAUAUAUCGAUACGAUGAGCAAGAUUUAUUAUAGUUACUUUAAGAGCUAUUCCACGCGAUUGACAAGUCUCAAGUUCGAGGAAUCCUGCACAAAAGACGACUUGAUGGGCAUUGAGGAUAACGCUUCAAAAGGCUUAUUUUCCAAGACCACAAGCCUUAAGCACAAGAGCACCAUUUUCACAAUUGGAAAGAGGGGAGACAUUCUUAACCAGCAAUUGGAGGCACCAAUAAUAGUGCCUCAUGCCCAGCUAAAAAAUAGAUACACUGUUGAAGCUCUAUUCAGAUCGGAGCAGUACGCUCUUGUGGAUAAUGCCUGCCGAGAGUACCUUUUUGUCACAGAAUUCUUUAUGGUUCGCGGCACCCAAGCACAGGAUUUGUUUAACCAAAUUUUGGGAAAGACCUUAACGUUAAUGAUUAAAAAUCUAGAGACUUCCAUUCACGACUGCUAUGAUACUAUUGCCAUGUUUCUGUGUAUUCAUCUCAUAUUCCGGUAUCAAUUGAUGUGCCACAAGCGCUGUGUUCCUGCAUUGGAUAAGUAUUGGGACUCCCUUCAAUCGGUUAUUUGGCCCCGUUUGGAGCAUGUUUUUCGGCUAAACAUACAGAGCAUUCAUGACUGCGACCCCACAAAAUUCAACAAGGAAAUGGGUCCACACUAUAUAACUCGACGAUAUGCUGAAUUUAGUGCAGCCAUUGUAGGAAUCUCGGAACAUUUUCCCAACGAGCUAGUAAGCCGCUUACUUUUGGAGCUCCAAAAUGAAGUUGAGUGCUUUAUACUCCGCAUGGCCGCUAUCUUUCCCACCCGCAAAGAUCAGCUAAUUUAUCUGAUUAAUAACUACGAUUUAGUGCUGGGUGUACUGAUGGAGCACACCAGAGACAACUCAAAGGAGGCGGAAGCGUUCCGAGAGCAGCUAAAUGCACGAAGUGCAGAAUACGUGGAGGAAAUUUUGGCCCCCCACUUUGGCGGCAUUAUUCAGUUUGUAAAGGAGUGUGAACACUUUUUCGAAAAGGAGCAGAUGGACGAGCUCAGAAAACAAGAGCGAAGGAGCCUCGCCUUGGUGGCCAGCUUCUCGGCUAAUUGGAAAAAAUCUCUGGAGGAGCUAAACAGAGAGGUCCUUCUUUCUUUUCCCUCUCUGCUAACGGGUUCUCAGCUUCUCCAGCUGGCUUUGGCCAGUCUUGUGCAAUAUUACCAUCGGUUCCAUAAACUUCUCACGCCCAAUGCUCGCGCCCAGCUGACUAACAUCCAUGUGGUGAUGGUGGAGAUUAAAAAGUACAAGAGCAAUUAUUGAGCGGCGCUUUAAUUAGAUGUGUGUUUAGACUUCUGUGUAUUCCAAAUUGAGUAAUAUUCCAAAAUAAAUGUAUAUUUAAGUAAA